AUGGAAGAUAAAACUGAGCAAAUCCAAGUACAAGUAACAAGUGAGAAGAAGAAGGACCCGAAGAGAGUAGCUGCAGGAAAACGGUUAGCUGCAAUCAGUAAAAUAGCAAAAAAGAGAAAAAAGAAACUUGCGGAACCAAAGGAGCCAUCCAACAAUGAUAGUAUAAUCACAUACAUAGGGGUGGCCAUUGCCCUAGUAUCUCUUGUGUUAGCAUUCAAGUCGCAUCAGAGGGAAAACAGGCAACCAGAACCCAAGCAAGCAACUGAGACUGUUAAAAUAGUCAGAAAAGAAGGCGAGUCAAAGUUAGAUUCACUAGAAUAA
This is a messenger RNA of Paramuricea clavata, 321 nucleotides long. Lineage: Eukaryota; Metazoa; Cnidaria; Anthozoa; Malacalcyonacea; Plexauridae. The record is from the annotation of a GenBank genome assembly.